GUCUCUCCUCUUUUUUGGACACACUGUCUUCAUGGAUGGUCUCUGUGAAUGCUGGCCAGGGAGAUGAGUGUUCGUACUUGGAGCGGCUGGUGAACAGCUGGUGAUCACACUUGGAGCAGACAUAAACCCCUGAAGAUUAAAGCAUGGGAGAUGAUUGAUGAAAAAAAAGAAUGAGGCAAUACCUAUUUUAAUAAUGUUGUUAUUUAGGAUGGCUCAGACUUGAUAUAAAGUUAGUACCUAUAUAUAAAGUCAAUGGUUAGUGCUAACUUUUUUUCAUAAUAGUAAUGACAUUAUACAUAAUGACUUGUUACAAACAAAAACACUGGCUCACAUAGUGCAGAAGAUAGUGGCUCUUAUCAGUAUUUGGUACAACAUCUUUCAGAAAAAGCUAAAAAAACAUUUACUUAAUAUAAUAACUUUGUAUUUGUUUAAGGUUGACAUUUUUAACGGGGGAAAAAGUUCUUAUUUGUUGUACACAACAACCAAUUUUACAACAUAGUUGUUGUGUAACCUGACCAUGGGUUACACAACUUACCACAUUGUUUCAUAAUUUCCACAUCCACACAUUUAGUUUUCUGUGAUCUGAUGAAUCGGGUUAAUCUUACUAUUUAUAGGUGUUUCAGUGGCUAAAGCAUUAAAGGCUACAAGUGCAAUAUUAGACAGAUAUGCACUGCCGCUGAUGUAUUAUUAAGCGUUACAUGGAGUAGUUAGCUAACAGUGGCUAGCUAGUUAUCGUUAAUUUUACUUUAGCCAAACAUUCUUUAAACAGUGCAACUUAUCAAGCAGACAGUUCUAUAAAGUACACAACGAUGAAUAUAUACCUGGUUUAAAAUGGUCUUUAUAGACCUCUCCUCCGAAGAAACUGCAGAACGACAUGUCUCUGCUCUCCGGGCAAUGUUUAGUAAAACUUAUGUGAUCACAGGGACGCUCUGCCGGCAAACAACAAUACAUCCGGUUUGAAAUUCCGUCCUUCAAAGUAAAACCAGAGAACUUUAAAAUGUGAAGAUAAAACGUGCCCCACAAUCAGAGACUGUUACAGUUUGUUCGCAAUUCAUAGAUAUAAAUAUGUAUGUAUUUAUUAUAAAACGCUAUUAUGACUUACAUAAUUACAUGUUCAACUCAAAACUAACUUGUAGUAAAUAUAGUAAUCAAAUGAUCAUUAAAUUGCCUAAUUCAUAAAUCAACGUACUUAUUAUUUUGGUCAUGGUUUCGAUAACAACACAAUAUUCACAACUACUUUGAUAUAAUGAAGAAAGCACAAAAGACAUGAAAGUGGACAAGAGUUCUGGUGUAAAUCUCUUACUUGAUCAAUCCCAAGGAGGCCAUUUAUGCAAUUUAUUUUCAAAAAAGAUGUCGCUUUCAUUUUGGUGUUGUGAGUGCCCAUUGUUGUGACUGAUAAAGUACAUUUUGUUUUGAAAGGUUCAAACCGGAAGUCAUUUAGUGGCUGCUAGCGGAUAACUAGCUAGAGGGUUUAGGCUAGGUUAGCUACGCUUGUCUCCUUGCUUUCUUGCAAUAAUCGUCAAUAUUUUUGUGCUAUAAGCCUCUCCGGAAACAUGGACGCCGCAAUGUUUCAACUGAGGUCGUUUGUGCAUCAGCGGCUGUUCACUGCGGCGGAGGAGAUUCUCCGAGAGGUGGAGAAAACCAUAAAGUUAGCUUUCGAUGAAGGUCCAUCAAAAGAUGAGGCUGGACGUCUGCAAGACCUGCGAAUGAAAGCAGCUGCAGAGCCUUCACUGACCAGCAGCACAGUGGAAAGUGAAGAUGAGUGUGAUGCUCGACUGCUGCAGGAGAACCAGGGACCCUCAACACCAGAAGAGUCUAAUUUUAAUGCAGAGACCCCAGGACCCUCUCAAACAAGCUUUGAUCCGGACAAUAAUGACUGGAACUACUGCUCGGUUCAAACAGACUUCAAGAUGACAGAGAUUAAAGAAGAGCAGGAGGAACUCUGGGAUGACAGUCAAACACAGGAGAUGUAUUUGUCUUCUGAAAUUGUGAAAAGUGAGCAAGAUCAGCCAGAGGCUGAAAUAUCAUAUGAAUUGCAGCCAGUUUCUUCAGACUGCUCUGCAGCCCAGAGUGAUAACAAUGACAGUGAUGAUGAGUGUGUGAAAAGCAAAGGAGAACAGACAAUGAAACAGAACAAAAUGAUAUUCCCAGGACAAAGUGGCAGCGUUAAUGAGGAAGACCCAGCAUUAUUGCCCCAUGACAAAAGUUCUGCUAAAAGUGGAAAAAGAGGUCGAUGUUGCCAUUUUUGUGGCAAGGGAUUCCAGUAUGUAGGCUCUUUGAUGAAGCACAUAAAAACCCACGAGAAGACAACUGAUUGCACAGUUUGUGGGAUGAAAUGCCAGUCUAAACCAGAGCUGAUAGCUCAUUUGAAAAGUAAUCACAACAAAACAUGUUUUUGCGGUGUUUGUGGAAAGACUUUUGACAAACUACGUUCCCUCCGGCUGCAUGAAAAAAUUCAUAAAGACAUGAAAGAGUUUGUCUGUCAAGACUGUGGCAAGAUAUUUUCCCAGAAAGUGCAUCUGAGUGUUCAUAUGAGGACACACUCUGGGGAGAAACCAUAUCACUGUGAUAUUUGUGGAAAAGCAUUCAGUCAGAGCACUUACCUUACAAUUCAUAAAAGAAGUCACUCAGGAGAGAAACCGUUUCAUUGUAGCCUGUGUGGUAAACUUUUCAAUACAAGCAGUCAUCUUAAAACGCAUAUGCGAUACCAUACAGGAGAAAAACCUUACCCGUGUGAUAUUUGUGGUAAAAGUUUUCGCCAAAGCGGGCAGAUGACUACACAUAGGACCAUACAUACAGGAGAGAGGCCCUAUGGCUGUCAUAUUUGUGGUAUAAGAUACAGGUAUGCACCUGGUCUAAAGUUGCACCUGAAAUCUCAUGAAAAGGCAGCCACUGAGUGAAGACUGUUACCAUUAACCAGGCAGACCAUGUUGUAAGCUAAAAUACAAACAUCAACAACAUUCUUGACCCAAUACAGCUGACAUUGUGAGUGUAUUGCUUAACUGCUCAUAUGUCUGUAUAUUUAAUGCAAUGGCAUUGUGCGGGUUGGUUAUAAGGGUAGCAAGACACCUAACAUUAAACUCGAAAAUUCAAUAAAUGCAUUUCAUAAACAUUUACAUUCUUGGUUUGUGGGGUUUAUUGUCACAAAUGUGAGUGAGUAUGUUUUUUUUUCUUUCCACUAUAAUCCCAAUUAUCAUUUGAAUACUUUGCUAUGAUUCCUACAUACAGGUUCAACAGUUUAAAGGAGGAUAACUACCACAGACUGAAGGUAUUCAUGGCACGAUCAAGGUUUAAGAAUAAAGGUUUUCAAUCCAUACUAU
Molecule: messenger RNA, 3320 nt
Organism: Eleginops maclovinus (Patagonian blennie)
Lineage: Eukaryota; Metazoa; Chordata; Actinopteri; Perciformes; Eleginopidae
Product: zinc finger protein OZF-like
Exons: 2
Coding region: 1554-2900 (448 amino acids)
Source: RefSeq, a predicted model, not a curated record